Messenger RNA from Lottia gigantea (owl limpet), 999 nucleotides. RefSeq lists its product as hypothetical. Gene Ontology annotation, cellular component: ribosome. The record is from RefSeq and is a predicted model, not a curated record. NCBI's taxonomy places the organism in Eukaryota, Metazoa, Mollusca, Gastropoda, Lottiidae. Gene Ontology annotation, biological process: translation. Gene Ontology annotation, molecular function: structural constituent of ribosome. The coding region runs from base 28 to 942 and encodes 304 amino acids. The transcript has 7 exons.
GGAACUUGAUGUAAAGUUCCUAAAAUAAUGUAUCAACAAAGUUUUCUAGCCUGCAGAUGCCUUUCUGUUGGCAUUUCAACAUUUGCUAAAAAUGGUAGCAGGUGCAUGGUUGUGAUGAAUAUCAACCAGCAACAAAAUAAAUUAAGUUUGAAUUAUUAUGCCACCAAGGCAGAGAACAAAGAAUCAAAAAAAGACAAAACAAAUCAGAUGGUGUUGAGAAAACCACGUAACUUUGAUUAUUCAGGAGAUUUAACAUCGACUGAAAUAUUUCCCAGCUCUGAUAUAGUCAAUAAAUAUAAAAAAAUUAGUGAACUUGACAGCUUACCAGAUCCUAUAAAGAAAUUGUGUACAUUACAAUAUGCUUCUCGUAUUGAGUAUAAAGAACAUAUUAUAAAUGAAAUGAAAGAUAAAAUCCAACGAUUAUUUGGUGAUAGAGCUUUCAGAGAACAAAGCAUUGCUAAAUUAACGUUAGAUAUCAGAAGUUUAAUUGGUCAUUGUUUGAGGAAUCCACAGGAUAAGUUAAAUAAAUCUAUAUUGGUAGAAAAAAUACAACAAAGAAGAAAAUAUCUGAAAUUUAUGAGGAGGGAAGAUUAUGAAAGAUUUGAAUGGCUCCUGGAAGAAUUGCAGAUUCAAUAUAUCCCAGUGCCAAGAUAUCACAUCCCGGAAGGUAAAAGAAAUAAACGUAAAUCAGCAGCCAAAGCUGAAGCCUAUGCUGUUCGACAGAAAAAAAUUGAUGACCUGAAAGCGAAGUUAGAAGAAGAAAAGCAUGAAUUUUUGAAUUAUAAAGACAAGGUUAUGAGUGAAAUGAAAAGGGAUAUUGAAACAUAUAAGCUUGAUAAAGAUUUCUUUCAAAAACAGUUAUAUAGAGAAGAUGAGAGACGAAUGUCAAAACAAACUAUAAGAAAUAGAUUAGAAUCAGCUAGUGCACAAAGCAAGAAGUAAUCAUUUGAUUACAUUGUGUUGAAUUGGAUGCGUCUUUUAUAGAUAAAAAGUUUAAAU